Molecule: messenger RNA, 4122 nt
Organism: Microplitis demolitor
Lineage: Eukaryota; Metazoa; Arthropoda; Insecta; Hymenoptera; Braconidae
Exons: 12
Coding region: 581-3097 (838 amino acids)
Biological process (GO): zinc ion transmembrane transport
Cellular component (GO): plasma membrane
Molecular function (GO): zinc ion transmembrane transporter activity
Source: RefSeq, a predicted model, not a curated record
CAUAAGCCGUUUAUUCUUCUUCGCGGCGGCAAUUUCGCGCAUCAACUUGCUGUGACUUGAACAAGAUUCUUCUCCUCUUAUAUAUCUCAGUCUCACCGCAACAACAACACAACAUAAACUAAAAACAACAUUUAUAUUGCGUCUCUGUAAUUCAAACUUACCUGCAUCGACAACAGAUAAUAAAUCCCCCACCCAGUAAAUUAUAUUUUUUAUUUCAAAUUUAUUUAUUGUGAUUCAAAUAGUGAACAUAAAAAAUAGUUGGACACCACCCCAUUACACGUCUAAUUGCUUUGGGUCUAUCAGUACUACGGUUUAUGGUCACACUAAGCCCUCUGAGCCAAACCGGAACAGGUCAGAAUUUUCACAAGCAAACUUUUGAACAUUUGGUCAGUUUGCUAAUAUCAACAGUUGGCGUCCAGACGCUAGUCAUACAUUUUGCAAUAUAACUUCUGCUUUAAUAAGUGCACACUAAUCGUCUGAUAUAACUCGAUCAUAGCUGACGAACGUUCUCCAAUAUUUGAGAUCGAAGCUUAAGAAAUAUUUCACAAAGUCUGCCCGACAGUGGAGGUGUUAGUAAGCUAUGGCGCCGCAUCAUGAAGACAUCGCCGGGAUUGAUAGUCAAAAAAUUAACAUACACGUGGAGGAUGUCCUCAACCCGUCGACGGUGCUUACGGCAAAAGCCGUGACCAUGGUUGUUUUGUGUGUGGUCAGUACCAUUAUGGGCAUUAUUCCCAUCCAACUGGGCAAGUGUUUCAAGUGGGGCACCUCCGACAAAACUGGAAAUCCAAGAUCCUCGAGAAUAGUGGGAAUGCUUCUAGGGUUUGGUGGAGGUGUUUUAUUUUGCACCACAUUUCUUCACAUGCUGCCAGAAGUCGUAGAAAGCGUUGGCUUACUCUCCGAACGCGGUGAACUUCCCAAGUUCAAUUUUCCUCUCGCCGAAGCGUUCGUCUGCACUGGAUUCUUCAUAAUGUAUCUAGUGGAGGAAAUAGUUCACACAAAAUUACGCCACCGUGAAAAUCACGUAGCACAUCAUCCAGAAAAAGAUGUUAAUCACAGUACUAAUGAUUUGGUUGAAAAUAACCAAGGCUGUGCUGUUGGACAUACACAUCAUGGUCAUUCUCACGGUUACGGUCAUGGUCAUACCCAUUUACCGGCAGCAGCAAUAAACGAUCAUCAUGAUUUUGUAAUAAGUUCACUGAGAGGUUUGCUAAUAGUACUCGGCCUGUCUGUUCAUGAACUAUUUGAAGGACUCGCAAUAGGACUAGAAGGAUCUGCCAAUGACGUCUGGUACAUGUUUGCCGCAGUGGCAGCUCACAAAUUCGUCAUUGCCUUCUGCAUUGGAAUUGAACUGGUUGCUUCAAGGACACACCAGUGCUUAAGUAUUAUCUACGUCUGUACAUUCGCAAUUGUCUCACCAAUGGGUAUUGGUAUCGGAAUGCUUCUCGUCGGCGGGGAUAGUCCAGCAGCCAGCGGACCUCUUCCUGUAAUUCUUCAGGGAAUAGCUACGGGCACACUUCUCUACGUCGUAUUUUUCGAGAUAUUACAUCACAACCGCGAUGGUCUCCAUCAGUACUUAUCAAUCAUCAUUGGGUUUAUACUCAUGUUCGGACUACAGAUAGCAAAAGCUGCGGUGUCGUAUCAGACGACUCAAACGUCUUUACUGCUCGCGAAAAUAGCCGCGAUGUUUAUUCUCGGAAUCGGUUCACUGGGAUUGGGAAUUCUGCCCCUGGUUAUUGGACGCUGCAGAUUCAGACGGCGACAGAAAUGCGCUCUUUCAAAUUGCUCUAGCACUUCUACCGAAGCCUCUUCGACAAUUGACAAGACAGCGCAGGGCUUGCUGACAUCAUUAUUACUGUGUUUUGGCGGUGGAGUUUUGUUAUUCACAACAUUUCUUCAUUUGGCACCAGAAGUUCGUCAGAGCGUAGAACGACAUCAGUCAAACGGACAACUGGUCAGCAUUGGGACUUUAAGUAUGGCCGAGUUACUUUUUUGCAUUGGAUUUUUCCUGGUGUACUUUGUCGAGGAGACCGUCCAUGCGACUUUGACUGGAAAAAAUUCAUCUUCAGAGGAUCUACUCUAUAGAACUGUUUCCGUAAGAAGAUGCAACAAACAAGCGCCCGUCUCUGCGUCAACCACCACAAUAACAACUGUCGCGACUAGCAAAAAAGCCUCGUCUCCAACCUCUUGGAAUAUUGGAAAAUUGAGAUACGACGAUGAGGAUGAAGAUAAAAACAGUAACAGCAAAACAAUAAAUAGCGAAUCGCCGACUAGCCGAGGAGAAGUAAACAAAAAUGAUGUGCUGCCGGCAGUGUUUAUUCAGUCGUCACCGUCAAUGGAACCACCAGUGGACGCAGGUCGCGAAGAUGACCAGUUCGUUGCACCUCCUAGCUACCAUUCCCACGCACACGGAUCCCACAGUCACACUCACGCGGACACGUCAGUUCGCGGACUGCUGACAGUUGUCGCCCUGUCAUUCCAUGCGAUAUUCGAAGGUCUCGCGGUAGGUUUAGAACCUUCUGUUGGGUCAGUGGUCUACCUGGCAGCCGCAAUCGCUACCCAUAAAUUGGUGAUAGCUUUUUGCGUUGGAAUGGAACUUUAUGUUACCGGCGCCUCCACCAGAACAAUAAUCGGCUACAUGUCUGUAUUUUCUCUGGUGACGCCACUAGGUAUCGUCUCAGGACUUGCUCUCGGGUACUUCAAAAAUGACAGCGAAAAUCUCGGGACAACACCAACGAUACUUCAGGGUAUGGCUGCAGGAACUCUUCUGUACGUCGUGUUUUUUGAAGUUCUCGCGAGGGAGCGAGCCAACGAUAAAAGUGGGCUGCUACAACUAGCAGCUAUAAUUGCUGGAUUCAUGCUAAUGCUGGGACUUCAAUUAGCCACUUCCCAUGCACACUCUCAUGGACACGGGCAUGGACAUGGACACGGGCACUCACAUGGCGUUGAAGAGGAUCAUGCCCAUGAUCACACGGAACACGAUCAUUCAAUGACGUCAAUUAGUGAUAGUAUCAAUAGGAUAUCUAAUACAGUAACGGAAGCUGUUACUACAAUCAUGACCUCAACAGUAUCACCUAGCACCGAGGCAGGGCAAUCUUAAAAUAUAAUUGUUAUAUUUAAGUAUUAAUUUUAUUAUUCCUUAGACAAUACUCAAAGUUUGAGUUGUUGAGUUUAUAGAAACUCAACUUAAACGUCUUAUCAUUUGCUUAUUUACUCGUGAUACCGAGUUAUCAACGAUAAAAUAAGUGAUUAAUGAUGAUAAUAAUAAUAUAUAAUUAUAAAUAAUUGCUAAGUUUAGUUUUUAUAAAAGUUAAUUACGAAAUUAGGAUCUGCUGAGCAGAAGCAGAUACCCAGUUAUUUUUUUUUUAUACUUUAAUUAAUUAUAAGACCUUUACAAGUGCGUUAGACUUUUUUUUUAAUUACGAAAGUUUGAAAUAUUAACGGUAACGAUUCAUGAUAUUUAGUCAUGAAUACGUUUUAUUAAUUUAUAAUUUAUCCUAUGGAUAAAUAAUAUUUAUACACCGAUAAAUGACUUGUGACAAUAAAUUUAUAGAUAGCGAUAAUUAUGGAGAUAAAGAUAGAGAUAUAAAUAAAUAAAAGUAAAUCUACGAGCUUAUACUUGAUAAUAAAUAACUUUUUUUUUUAAUUUUUAAUAAUGUAAAUAUUUGAAUUUAUUUUCAUUUAUAUUACUGUUAAUUUACCAAUAAAUAUGUAUAUAUAUAUAUAUAUAUAUAUAUAUAUAUAUAUACAUAUAUAUGUAUGUAUGUAUAGAUUUUUAUUUAUAAUUAUAUUUCUACUUUUUAUAUAUUAAUUAAUAAUUGUCAGGAUAAUUUAAUUAUGAGCAGGCGUUUAUUAAAAAAAUUAAUUGAAUCUUUAAUUAUUAAGCAUCGCGAAGGAUUAUUUAUUAAUUAUAUGUAACUAAAUAUGUGCUGAUUGUAAUAUAUAAUUAUCUGGUGAACAAAAAAUAAUAUUUUAUAAAUUAUAAUUUAAUUUAAAGCCGCCAGAAAAAUAAAAAGAGUAAAUGCGAAUUAAAAAGUUUAUUUAAAUUAUGCUCCCUUUAAUUUGAUAACUAUAAUUGGUAAUUAAUAAUUAAUUAAGUUCGAAGGAACAGUCAAUGGUAAAUUU